Lacerta agilis (Sand lizard) is the source of this 3160-nucleotide messenger RNA. It is a transcript of the gene ELN, whose product is annotated as elastin. Gene Ontology annotation, molecular function: extracellular matrix structural constituent. The transcript has 36 exons. The record is from RefSeq and is a predicted model, not a curated record. The coding region runs from base 97 to 2340 and encodes 747 amino acids. NCBI's taxonomy places the organism in Eukaryota, Metazoa, Chordata, Lepidosauria, Squamata, Lacertidae.
CCCCCCCCUUUUACAUCCUUGGAAGCGGCAAUUAAGCAGCUCCGCUAGGAUAAAACACUCUGGCGGCCAGCGGGCUGGGGCAUUGCGUCGAGAGAGAUGGCCAGGCUACGGACUCCUUCCUUCCUUCCCGGGGCUAUCACUGUCCUCCUGCUCUCCAGUCUCCCGGCUUCGUGGCAAGGAGGGGUCCCAGGUGCUGGCGUUGGAGUUCCCGGGAGAGGCUACUACCCAGGAGCUACUGGUGUAGGAGGACUAGGAGGACUUGGUGGGGCAGGAGCUGGUGUCGGAGGUCUGGGACCAGGCGGUGUCAGGACUGGACUGGGAGGAGCAGGAUUUGGAGCAGGAGCAAAGCCCCCCAAACCAGGUAUCGGAGGGGUUGUCGGAGGCACUGGAACACUAGGUGGUGGUGUCUAUCCAGGUGGCGCCUAUCCAGGAGGUGUCUAUCCAGGAGGUGUCUACCCAGGUGCCGGAAGCCCUGCAGCAGCAGCAGCUGCUGCUUAUAAGGCAGCUGCCAAGGCCGGCGCUGGGGCUGGUGCAGGUACUGGUGUGGGCGUACCUGGAGGCGGCGUGGGCGUACCUGGAGGCGGCGUAGGCGUACCUGGAGGUGGUGUGGGUGUACCUGGAGGUGGCGUCUUGCAACCAGGAGCUGGUGGGGCUGGCAUUGGAGCCAAGCCUGGCAAAAUCCCUGGUGUGGGAAUCCCUGGCGUCUUCCCUGGAGGUUUGGUCCCUGGCACAGGGAUCAGUUAUCCUGGUGUUGGAGUCUUACCUGGCGUUCCCACUGGAACUGGAGUGAAGGCAAAAGUUCCAGGGGCAGGAGGAGGAGCUGUCAAUGGGCUCUCUACUCUCGGAGUCUUUGGAGGGCAGCAGCCUGGGCUCCCGCUGGGCUAUCCCAUCAAGGCACCCAAACUCCCCGGUAGCUAUUAUGGCCUCCCAUACGGCGCUGGGAAGGGGCCUUACGGCGGUGUUGGGCCGGGCGGCGUGUACGGUGGUGCCGGAGGGAAGGCCGGUUACCCAACAGGGACAGGUGUGGGAGCUCAGGUAGCCGCUGCAAAAGCAGCUGCCAAAUAUGGUGCUGGAGCUUUGCCCGGGGCAGUCGGAGUCCCUGGCGCUGGGACUCUUGGAGGAGGCUUGGUGCCCGGUGCUGGUGUCCCAGGAGCAAUAGGUGGAGGUGGACCGGCGGCAGCAGCGGCAGCAGCCAAAGCAGCAGCCAAAGCAGCAGCCAAAGCAGCAGCUUACGGUGGCCGAGUCCCAGGGACGGGCAUCGGUGGCGUUGGUGUCCCGGGGGUCGGGCCAGGUGGCGUAGUUCCUGGCGCCACACCUGGUGUUGUUGGAGUCGGCCCAGGAGGAACUGGGGUCGGAGGAUUGAGUCCCGCCGCAGCUGCAAAAGCAGCAAAGUAUGGUCUUAUUCCUGGUGCUGGUGUUGGUGGAGUUCCUGGUGCUGGUGUUGGUGGAGUUCCUGGUGCUGGUAUCGGUGGAGUUCCUGGUGCUGGUGUCGGUGGAGUUCCCGGUGCUGGAGUUGGUGUUCCAGGAGCUGGAGUGUCUGCAGCAGCAGCGGCAAAGACAGCGGCAAAGGCAGCAGCAAAGGCAGCCGCCUACGGGACUGGUGUGGUGCCUGGCUAUGGCGCCAUUGGUGGUGUGGCACCCGGUGGAGUGGCACCUGGCGGAGUCGGUGGCGUGGGCACUGGUGGGUUAGUGCCAGGAAGCCCUGCGGCCGCUCAAGCAGCAGCAAAAGCCGCCGCCAAGGCAGCCAAAUAUGGAGCAGGAAGAGGCGUCGGCGGCGUCGGUGGCAUUGGUGGUGUCGGUGGCGUUGGCGGCGUUGGUGGCGUCGGUGGCGUUGGCGGCGUGCCCGGAGGAGCAGCGGCAGCUAAAGCAGCAGCAAAGGCAGCUAAAUACGGUCGUGGGGCAGGUGUCUUUCCUGGCGGUGGAACAGGCGUCCUGCCAGGGGGCGGAACAGGCGUCUUGCCAGGGGGUGGCGUUGUGCCAGGUGUUCCUGGAGCAGGAAUCCCCCAAACUGGAGUGCAACCAGGGGCCAAGCCACCUAAAUAUGGUGUGCCAGGAGCUGGGCUGGGUGGCGUACCAGGCUAUGGUGGACGAGGAGGAUACGGGGUCCCCGGCGCAGGGGGAGUGGGCCUUGGUGGCAUUGGAGCUGGAGGGCUGACGUACCCAGGAGCUGGUGGCAAACCUCCCAAACCAGGUUAUGGUGCCGGCAUUCCACAAGUUGCGGGCGGAACUGGCUAUGGUUAUGGUUUGUCUCCUAUUUACCCAGGUGGAGUCCCUGGCCAGCUGGGCUAUGGUGGUAAACCUCCCAAGCCAUACGGCUACAGAGGCCGCAAGAGGAAGUAGCCCUGACGGACUGCCUACCAUUCACCUCAUGAACUUUGGUGCUACUGCCUGGUCUCGAAUGUACCCCCUCACCCCGAGAAAAGCAGAUUCCACCACCACCGCCAUCGUCACUGCCGCCCUGUGCCUUUUUGCCCCACAGACCCCAAACAGCCCUCCUCCCUCUCACUGGUGCUACACCCACCCUUCGGGGAACACCCAGCCGUCCACCUCCUGGGCGGUGGGGGGGGCCUCUUUGGUGCUGCGGCCGAGGAGGGCCGCCUUUGGAGGAGGGGGGGGGAAGAUGCCCGAGCACUUUAGCCCGCUCCUGAGCCCUGUGUGGGGGGUCAGUAGUCACACUGGCCAGUUGGCCCCACUCCCUUUCCCAGUCUCCGCCCCCUCUCUGUCUCUCCAGGCUCCAGUUUUUUUUGGGGGGGGGAGAAUGCCACUGGGUUGCCAUGGGAGCCCUUCCCCUGGCACACUGCCUGCGUAUCAGCAAGGGAGGGGGAGCAGGCCAGGCUGGGGGGUUGCUGCCAAAAGGAUUAACCUAAAUCCUGCAGCUGCCGCCUAUCAGGGCCACAGCGGAUUAGCACAGCCCAGGCCACAUCCAGCCUUUCAAGGAAGAGAGCCGGAGGCCACACCGUCCAGGUCCAAGCAAAGAGGCCGCCCUGGGGGUCCCCCCCCCUCCCCACGGGACCGUGGCCGACCUGCUCCAUGACUCUUCAUGUUUAAUCACUUUGAUGUAACUGGGAUGGGACACUUUUUAUAAAGAGGAACAGUAAACCGCUUUCCGGGAAAAAAAGAAUUAAAUAAAACCUGACUAAUAAAUAACUUUUUAAAGGAA